Molecule: messenger RNA, 1000 nt
Organism: Hevea brasiliensis (rubber tree)
Lineage: Eukaryota; Viridiplantae; Streptophyta; Magnoliopsida; Malpighiales; Euphorbiaceae
Product: ATP-dependent Clp protease ATP-binding subunit CLPT2, chloroplastic
Exons: 5
Coding region: 111-845 (244 amino acids)
Source: RefSeq, a predicted model, not a curated record
CCGGUCCUGUUUUACAAACCACUUAUACGUUGUCGUACCAUAUCUCUGCCAAAUCACAAUCUGCAAUUGCAUCAGUAACCGAAGUCGCACACUGUUGAGUUUCGCUAGAAAUGGCUGCCCAUUCCUUGGCCAAUCUUCCAUGGGCGACCCAAGCAAUCACUCAAUCCAAUCUUCACGGAGCGAAACCCAAAUCUCUAUUACCUCACUCUCUUAAAUCAUGCACUUCACAAAACCCAUCAUGGCUAGGCAGCGCCACCACCCACAUGACAAACCUCUCUUUCCAAUCCUCAAAUCUCAGACCCUACUUCCCUGCCCGCCGCCCCAUCGCUGCCACGGUCGCCUCCAGUCUUCCCACUGCGAAUCCAGAGAGAUUUGCUUCUAUUGAGAAAGUUCCCAAGUGGUCAUGGAGGGCAAUUAAGGCGUUUGCUAUGGCUGAACUGGAAGCUAGGAAGCUCAAGUAUGCAAAUACUGGGACUGAAGCUCUUCUCAUGGGGGUCUUGAUUGAAGGGACUAGUCUAGCUGCGAAGUAUUUAUGGACAAAUGGAAUUACUCUUUUCAAAGUGCGUGAAGAAACUAUCAAGCUACUUGGAAAGGCUGACAUGUAUUUUUUCCCUCCUGAGCAACCUCCAUUGACUGAAUCAGCUCAGAAAGCCCUUGAUUGGGCUGUUGAUCAUAAAUUAAAAUCGGGGGAUACUGGGGAAGUUACAACAAGUGAUCUGCUUCUUGGCAUUUGGUCAGAAGUGGAGUCCCCAGGUCACAAGAUACUGGCUAAACUAGGCUUCAGUGAUGAGAAAGCCAAAGAACUGGAGUCUUUGAGUACUGGACCUGGGUUUAUAGAUGGAUGAUACCUACAGUGUUCUUUAUGAGCGGUUAUGUAAUUCUUAAAAAUCAUAGGUCCAAGGGUGGUAGUUUAAGGUUUGACUUAGCUGCAAAUCUUGUCAUUCUUGUAUGGAUACAAUCUUUUCAAGGAAUUAUCACAAGUUGGCAUUUGUGUCCUCAA